AUGCAUAGGAGGGGAUAUCUAUCCCACGAGGCAACAUUGCAGCAAAUGUUCGAGACAGGAUGCGGUGAAGCACUCUUGCAAGUUUGCCAAAGUCACAGUGACUUUGUUCAGGCUCAUAGUCUUGAUAUUCUUCACAAUGCCGUGCGUCGGGGAAGUACCUCGCUGGUAGAGCGCCUCACAAACAAAGUCGAAUAUCAGAGUGAAGCCGGUGUUGGGGACGAUCAGAUGCCUCUCCUUCUGAUAGCGGCAAGCGGCUGGUUCGUGCGGCCACAGCCAAUUCUAGACAUCCAGAAGGAAUACAUCUGCCAAACGGACAAGAUGCACAACGCUAGAUGUGCUUUGCAUUUGGCAGCUAUAUUAGGGAAUGAAACUCUGGUCACAUGGAUCAUUGCCUCCUGUACCGACGUGGCCAGAACCAUCAACGCCCAAGACGCUUCAUUAGCCACGCCCUUGCCGCUCGCUGCUAGGAAUGGUCACUUUAAGAUUGUUCGGCGGCUUCUUGAUGCGGAUGCCGCCAUAUCCAUGGCUGACAACGAAGGCCAAACCGCGUUGCACGAAGCGGCCGCAAGUGGUCGAUGUGAAACCGUCCAACUUCUCCUCUGGAAAGGGGCGCUCAUCUGUUCUACAAACAAGAAGGGCCAGACACUGCUGCAUGUUUCUCUGGAAAGUGGCCACCCUGAAAUCGCACUUGUUCUCCUGAGCCACGCGAAGGCUGCGCACACAGAGCCAGCGGGAGAUGAGAAGCAGGACAGAACAAAGCCGGAUUUGAUCAAUAAGGCAGGAUUGAAGCUCGUGGAUAAGGAGGGAAACAGCCCGAUCCAUCUUGCAGCUCGCCGAGGACAAAUCUACUAUUGGCCCGAAGAGCCAAAGUACAAGCUCGAGACGGCAAUGAAAAAUAAACCACUACACUGGGCAGCGGAGCACAAAGCGCUUGCUGCUAUGAAAAAGCUCAUCAAUGCUGGAGCCUGGGUAAAUGUUGAGGACAAGCUUAGACGAUCGCCCUUGUGCUAUGCUGCUGCAGCUAACUAUCCUGAGAUGGUCGGCAUGCUCCUCAAAGCCGGUGCUUCCACGGAAAGUGCCGACUGGGACGACGUAUACGAAUCUCAUGAUGAUGAAGUUGACCAAGGCACGCCAACCCAAAUAGCUGCUCUCGGAGGCGCACAUGAGAUAGUCAGGCGGCUGCUGGACAAAGGGGCCGACGCCACCAAAGGUUACGGGAUUUACGGGAGUCCGCUGAAUGCUGCAGUGAGAGGAGUGACGCGAAGGGUUGGAAACUUGGAUGCGUAUCUGAAAACUGUCCGAGUCAUUCUAGAGAGGGACAAGGACGGCGACAUACUCAAUCAUGAAGCUGGUAAAUACGGCACUGCUCUCCAAGCGGCGGCCUCUGGUGGUGUCGGACAGAUGAUUGACCUACUACUUGACUGCAAACCGGAGCUUGAUGUCCUUUCAGGCCAGUUCGGAACACCGCUUCAUGCCGCUGUAUAUCAUCGAAAUAUCGAGGCGAUAGACCGGCUGAUGAAGAGAGAGAAAGAAAACUUUUUCUAUGGGACAGUCGACCACGAGGGCCGCCUACCCUUUCAUAUCGCCGCAAGCAGAGGCGGGAGACUGAUACGGUGGCUCAUCGCCAGCAGCGCGGACCAUGUCCUUGACCGGGAUUUCCAAGGACGACAUACUAUGCACUUUGCGGCAGCAUCCGGAUCUUACUUGGUCUGCGAAAUGAGCCUUGCUAAAUAUAAAGAGGCGCUGAAAGAUAAUGAUUGCGAUGGUUGGACGCCGCUUAAUUGGGCGUGCCGACAGGGUAAACUCGAGAUUAUCGAACUUCUCAUCCAGCGCCGCGCAGACAGGAACAAAUCCAGCCUCCGGAUGUGGAAGCCCAUUGACGUGGCAACCUAUUUCAAGACAUGUUCAGCCUGA
This is a messenger RNA of Metarhizium acridum CQMa 102, 1914 nucleotides long. The record is from RefSeq and is a predicted model, not a curated record. NCBI's taxonomy places the organism in Eukaryota, Fungi, Ascomycota, Sordariomycetes, Hypocreales, Clavicipitaceae.